Messenger RNA from Porites evermanni, 1677 nucleotides. Lineage: Eukaryota; Metazoa; Cnidaria; Anthozoa; Scleractinia; Poritidae. The record is from the annotation of a GenBank genome assembly.
ACCGAUCGUCUUGAGAUCCUCAGAAACAACGAACGUUUCUGUGAUGUAAUAGUCGAAGUAAAGGGUAAAGAGUUCAAAGCUCACAAAGCUGUUCUAGCUGCAGCAAGCCCGUUUUUUCUUACACUUCUAGAAAGUAACAUGAGAGAAAGCAGCGAACACUUGAUAAAGAUAGAACUUGAGGACGCAACUGCGUCUAUCGUGGAAGACGUUUUAAAGUACAUUUACACUGGAAAUGUUUCAGUCACUGAGGAAAGUGCUCACAAUCUGAUUGCAACGGCCGAUUACCUUUUUUUACCAGGCUUAAAAUCGUUGGCUUGUGAUUUCUUAAAAGGGAUCUUGGCAACAGAGAACUGUGUUUUUAAUUAUUACUUUGCUGAAAGAUAUCAGUGCGUGAAUCUAAAGGAGGAAUGCCGAGAGCUCAUAAAAUCAAAUUUCAGUGCAGUUCUGGAAACAGAUGAUUUCCUAAACCUUGAUGCAAAGCAAGUGUUGGAGUGGGUGUCUAGUGAUGACAUCACCGUCAGCGCGGAGGAAGAAGUUUUCAGGGGAAUCGUGAAGUGGGUACAUCAAAGCAAAAGUGAAAGAGAAAAAGAAUUUUCAGAUUUGUUGCAACACGUCCGUCUUAGUUCUUUGGACCACAAUUUUCUGUUCAAUAAACUUGUGAAGGAAGAACUAAUAACAACUAACAAAGACUGUCUGAACUUUGUGUUAAGUUCCUUGGAGCCAAUUUUCAACCCUACACUUCAAAGAAGCAUCAGACCAAGGGUAUGUCUACAAACACAGACAAAUGGAAUUUUUGUUUUUGGUGGAAAAAAAGCCUUGUGUUAUCUUCCCCAUGAAAAUAUUUGGUAUCAGUUACCGAACAUGUUUAUGGAACAUCAGAACCAUGCUGCCAUGCAGUACAGAGAUAAAGUUUACAUCUUUAGUAACAAAAAUGGUUCAGAUUUUUACAUACCUUCAACCAACACUUGGGGUGCAAUUAAAACUCAGUAUCCAUGGUAUGUUGACAAAUUUUGUAACCUAUUUAUGUUAAAUGAAGAUAUUACUUUGUAUGCCUUAAUAGAGGGCUACAUUUCUUGCGCUAAAAUUUUACUGUAUGAUCCUGCAAAAAGUGAAUGGAAAGAAGUGAUUGGAUCUUUUAAAGUUCAACGCUAUGGACUCUGUGGUGUGACAGAUGGUUAUCGCAUUUAUGCAAUAGGGGGAUCUGAUAGUUGCUAUAGGAAAUCUGGAACAACUAAAGUUCUGAAGAUUGAUAUAGAGAAAGGCAGCUGUGAAGAGGUUGCACCCAUGAAUAUGGGAAGGUAUGAUGCUUUUGGAACAGCCAUGAAUGGUAAAAUCUAUGUAGCUGGUGGAAAGCAGAAUUCUUCAGUGCUAUUAAACACCUGUGAGAUGUAUGAUCCAGCAACCAAUGUGUGGCAGAUAAUGCCAAGUCUUGAUGUACCACGUCACUCUUCAAGCAUGGUGUACUUUCAGGGAUCAUUGUAUGUCAUUGGUGGAGUUAACAGUCAUUCAAGGGAGUUGUCAGUGGAAAUGUUUGACUCCAGUGCAAACAAAUGGAUGAAAAAAUCAACCAUACCCAUAAAAAAUGAAAAUGGAGAGGAAAAAAAGAAAAACUGGCAUUACAAAGCUUGUUCUGCAACAGUGCAUAAAGAUUUACUAAAGAAUCAGAAGAUGUCAUAA